CACAAUACUGAUACACACCAAUUUUUUAUAUAUGAUAUUCUUAAUCGCGACCACUGUCAUAUUCUCCGGUGUAGUUGUAGCUCAGCCCGCUGUCCCCAACUUCGUUGAUGUCGCUCCCUACUGUGCCUCUAUAAACGAAUCCGAAUUGUGUCUAUCCGAGUUCGCAUGUAACUUUGACAUGAAGCAAUUUAUCUGCGUAGGCGACCCCGUGGCCACUGCUCGCCUGAACGACGCUGCUUGCUACCCAAAAAACGAGGUGAUAUGCAAGACUGAUCCCCGAUGCUUUUUUCGAGGAAGCUAUGUGUCGAGGUGCGGAUGAUAUGGCAAGCCUGUAAAUUGCUUUAUAUACGGCAAUUGAUCUUGA
Sphaeroforma arctica JP610 is the source of this 364-nucleotide messenger RNA. RefSeq lists its product as hypothetical. The annotation marks the transcript as partial. The transcript has a single exon. The record is from RefSeq and is a predicted model, not a curated record. Lineage: Eukaryota; Ichthyosporea; Ichthyophonida.